CCUAGGACGAGCAGGGAGCAAGCAGCACUCCACCAAAGGUGAAUCAGAAGUGUGAUCGGAUCGGGUCGCCUGCAUUACUGGGCGAGUCUUCCUUGGCAGUGUUCGCGUCUGCAGCGCUACAGCUGCAGCUGCAGAGCGGUCGAUCGGCCGGCCCCUGCCAAAGGAGAAUUGCCCAGCCAUGCAGCUCUGCGGCCUCAAACUAGCGUGCCCGUUCUCGAGCUACUGUGCCUGCUGCGUUGCGUGAUCUUGUUCGUUCCCGUUUCUGUCAAUCUUCCAUUUCUUUCUUUCUUCUUUAUGAAAAAAUGCCAGUAAAAUAGAAAUGCUGCUUCUAUUUUUUAUCCAUGUGCAAGCAUGGGUUUGGACACACGCAGCCCAAGGGUCAACACCGUUUCCAGCCCAGGAAGGCCCAUGAGGCUUCUCUCCUCCUCCGUCUCGUCGGCUCCGCCGCGCCGCGUUCAACAAAAGGUCUCCAGUCCAGCUCGCUCUGAGGCUGGCAAGAGGCCCCACCGGCCAGCUCCCCGUGGGUCCGGUCGCGUCCCCCGCCCAUGCCCUGACCUGCCUGGCCUUCCUGAAAAGGCGCGCAAAAGAUGGACUUUUUGGUCACGUCCAGCACGCAUGCACCGAGCCGUUGCGGCACUGGUAGUCUGGUACGUGGUACCCGACCCAAAUAAAGCGACCAUUUCAAACGGACACGACCGGACACGGGACGCCAUCGCACCAAGCCAAGCUCAAGCUGGCGUCCAUGCCGUCCAAGCCCAAAUCCCCCAUCGCUUCCAAUUCUUUUCCGCAAUUCUAGCUGCUAGCAGCGCACCCUGCCGAACCAAGCCCACAAGAUCGCGUGCGCUACUUGUUGUAUCCUGAGAAAUGGAAGGGGACGACAUCUUGGCGGCCAUGGAUUCCCUGUGGUUCCACUCCAGCGUCCUCCUCCAGCCGCCUUCCAAGCACAAGCAGGGAGACUGCGCCGAGGAGCUGCAGUCCAGGCAGCAGCAGGAUUCGGCAGAGGCGACCAGCGCAAGCUCCGGCCAGGCUCCCAACGGCGUCAAGGAGGCAGCGGCGGUGGCAAUGGAGCGCAGAGCGGCUGCGAGGUGCGGCGGGGACAGGGAGUGGGAUGAGCGCAUGGUGGCCUGGCACAAGGAGCUGCGGCGGCGGUCGCGCGUCGCCGCGGCGGCCCGGUGCUCGCGGGCGCGGAUGCCGCCACCCGGGGAAGGCGUGGCCAUGAAGGCGCACCUCAGGUCCUGGGCUCACGCUGUCGCGUGCUCCGUCAGAUAAGCACCCUCGAUCCAGAAACUUUGCUUUGCAGUGCUCGCGCUUGUCUGUCGAAUGCAACACCCAUUCUUUGCUGCAUCUCUGAAUAAGUGAAUAAACGCAUCUGUUCAUGGUUGUCUGCUUGCGGAGCAUUGUGACUCCUGCUGCUCACCUUUCCAGUUUGAUCGCAUGAAGCUGAGAUAGCGAGUUUCAUAGAAUCCCAAGUAUCUGCAUGUGUCCAUGCUUCAUACUAAAUCAUUAUUGUAAGAGAAGCAAGUGCCACAUUUUUGUGUACAGUUGUUUCUCGUCUGCUGGGAUCUGAACUCUGCAGGCAAUGGACUAACUGAGCUAUCGCUAACAGAGGAUUUACAGGUAUAGGAUGUGGAAUCGAGGGCGGGAGAGCUGCCGCUAUACAGGCUACAGCUCUCCUGUGAAUGAUUAGGCUAUACAAGUAUACAUGAUGUAAA
Molecule: messenger RNA, 1712 nt
Organism: Panicum virgatum (switchgrass)
Lineage: Eukaryota; Viridiplantae; Streptophyta; Magnoliopsida; Poales; Poaceae
Exons: 1
Coding region: 865-1269 (134 amino acids)
Source: RefSeq, a predicted model, not a curated record